UCAUUGAGACUGGUCCAUCUGCCUGCCCAUUGUAAAAACAUUUGGAUGAUUUUGCCCCAUAUAUUUAUCAAUCACAGAGUUGACGUAUAUUCGAACAUACUUCCAAGUUACACUCGUCAACCAUCUAAGAAACGACACAUUUUCCAUCAAGAGAGAAGAGACAUUGUUUCGUGUAGAUUCCUUAACAGUGGUACAAGCCUGGCUGUAGCUAAGCAGUGAAUAUGGCGUCCGGUUGCUUAGCGCUGGUUCAAUCUGAUUAGCCGUGUUGCUGCAUAGACAAACCAUCGGAACAGUUGUUGCUCACUCUAGUUUCAGGAAUACAUUUUUAACUGCAUAUUUCUGUUAACAUGUCGGACUCCGAAGAAGAGAGUCAAGAUCGACAGCUAAAAAUUGUGGUAAUCGGGGACGGAGCGUCUGGAAAGACAUCUCUGGCCACCAGGUUUGCACAGGAGGCCUUUGGGAAACAGUACAAACAAACGAUAGGCCUGGACUUCUUUCUGAAGAGAAUAACCCUGCCAGGCAAUCUCAAUGUCACACUGCAGGUGUGGGACAUCGGCGGACAGACGAUCGGAGGGAAAAUGCUGGAUAAGUACAUCUAUGGCGCUCAGGGUGUGCUGCUGGUGUAUGACAUCACCAACUACCAGAGCUUUGAGAACCUGGAGGACUGGUACGGCAUGGUGAAGAAGGUCAACGAAGAGGCCGAGGUGCAGCCGAUCGUGGCGCUGGUGGGGAAUAAAACUGAUCUGGAGCACAUGCGGACCGUGAAAGUGGACAAGCACCAGCGCUUCUGCCAAGAGAACGGUCUAAUCAGCCACUUUGUGUCUGCAAAAACGGGAGACUCCGUAUUUCUUUGUUUCCAGAGACUGGCAGCAGAACUUUUAGGUGUGAAGCUCAACAAAGCUGAGAUCGAACAGUCUCAGAGAGUGGUGAAGGCAGACAUUGUGAACUACAGUCAGGAGCCCAUGGCCAGGACGGUCAACCCCCAACGCAGUUCCAUGUGCACGAUACAGUGACCCCUACACCUCUGCAACUACCACCUUUGCCUGCCUGUCCUGUCCACCCCCUCACCCGCACGACACACACCCUUCGUAGGCUGGCGGAUGCACAAAUCAAGUGCUGUCCUCUAACCAGCAGGCUGCUCCCACAGACUGGCUCUUAGCCACACUCACCGAUAUCUCUCUCACACACACACACACCCACACAGAUAUACACACUCACAUUCACACUCACACACACGCAUACACACACACACACACAGACAGACAUACACACACACGGAUACAAAGACUUAAUGAUACCUGAGCGGACAACACCCAACUCUCAGCUUGUUGUGUUUUCGGUCAAGCGUACUUUAACACCUACAUUUCACACACACACACACACACACACACACACAGACACACACACACACACACACACAUACUCACACAGACACUUGCAUCCACUGACUCAAAGGCACACCUAAACACACACAAACAUUUCCUUGUGCACAGCCCCACUCUCCCUCGAACGUCACGCCACACGAGUGUGAACAUGUCUUCAGACGGGCACAGAAGACAAUAAAACAGUGUUGUAUGUUUCAGGAGUUUGCCUGGAGCUUUGUGGGGAACAAAUAAUGCUAAUUUCAAGAUUUUAGUCUUUGAUCCGCAAAUUACUCCAAAGCUCCAAAGGGAACAUUUCACUUUGCUGCAUAAUCCAGUCUACACACUAUUUAUCAGUCUCUCUCUCUUUCACACACACACACACACACACACACACACACACACACACACACACCAGUCUACACACUAUUUAUCAGUCUCUCUCUCUUUCACACACUCUCACACACACACACACACACACACCAGUCUACACACUAUUUAUCAGUCCCUCCUAGGUCCUAGGGUGUUUUUGUGAUUGUUGCGGCCAAAAGUAACUGAGUAACAAAUUCAAAAAUUGAGGCUGAAAUUGCGGUGAUUCGUCGUUAAAUAAAAUCAAUUGUAAAUAAUACAGUAAUUCCAAGACUUACAUCGGGGUAAUAAGAGGAAAUUGCAAUCCGCAAUUGCAAUUGUGGGAAAUCCUUUGCGGGAAUUUGCGAAAACUGAAGAUCACAAAAUCCUAGAGGGGACUGAUUUUAUUUAUUUAUUUCUCCCCUUUGAACAGUGACGGCUAGUAAACAGGUCUGUUCACAGGGGCUGCAGCUAGUGGUCACUACAUGUAUGAUACAAGAUAAAACAGCAACCUCACAUUUAGAUAUGCUGUAAAUGCAUCAAACUUUGGCUCCUUUUUUAGCAGAAAUGGAAUACAAAUAUUAUUUAUAUAUUAAAACCAUAGCUUCAUAAAAAUUAAACAUCCAGUUUUUGGUUGAAGCCUAUUGACUAAGUUAAAGUAGGAUUUAUUUUCCCUCCUGAUCAUAAGACGGUCUGUUGUUUAGUGAUCUUUGACGUUUACCUAUAGAAAGCAUCUAUAUAUUUUUUUUCUUGUUGGACAGAUAACCUUCUUCCUGGCUUGUUUCUUAGCCAGUAGGGUUCCGAUGUCCAGUAGAGUUCUGAUGUCCAGUAGAGUUCCGAUGCCCAGGGACCUGGCUCUUCCAGCAGUCUGUCACCUCCACUGGGGCCGACUGCUUGUUCCGUAGGUCCUCCCCCUGCGGCAGGGUUGCCAAGGUGGAGUCUCCUCAGACUCUGCUCAGCCUCGGAGGGCGGGAGGGGAAAAUGGCUGCUGUGAAUGAGUGGACUUCAGUAGACGUUCUGCCUCAGUGAUGGGUGUGCAUAGACAUCCACUCCUUUGUUUCUUACAUGUCUGUUUUUAAUCUGAAGAAGAAUGUGGGUGUGAGUGUUUUUUUUUUUGUAUUUCUGCUCUAUCUUUCAUUUGCCAAUUAUUGCAUUUAAAAAAUAUCAUUUGUUUUAAUGCUGGAUAGUUCUGUGUUGUUGUUUUUCUUCAAAAGAAAGGAGCAAUUGUAUUUCUAUUGUCAACAGGUAUUCUGCUCGGAUAUAUAGUUGUGGUAAAAGGUGUGGCAUCUCACCAAAUGAAUGUUGGUUCUUUUCAAUGAACAGUUACUGUGUGAGAGAGAGUAGCACCUCGCAGGAGCACAUGUAAAGUAAUGGAGGAUGUGAUUUAAAUUAAAGUAUUAAACUAGAACACUCUGAUUGAGAUACUCUAGUCCUGGCUGGAUGUGUGUCCAAAAGACCGUGCUGCACUGAAGAACAUCAGUGACAUGAAAUGCUUUAUGUGUCUCCUGUACCACGGUGACCCAUGCUACAGGAUGGCUUCAGGAAGAAAUCCAUGUUUUUUUUAUGUAUAGUUCACUGAAUGGAGACAAAUCUGACGUUUUACAUUUCAUGGGCAUUUCUUUUUCUUCUGUGACCGAUAUUUAAUCAACUGAAAAAAAAAAUUCUGUUAAAAAUUCUUUUUACUGUGGUCAUCUUAAAACAAUGUUAAUGUUUAAAAAUAUUGUCAUAUUGUCUUUUUAAAGGGGUUGGUGUAUCAACCAGCAUCUUUGGGACCAAAGGGGAUCUCCGUGUACUGCAGUUGUAACACUUUAAACAACAGAUAUAUGCUCCAUAUGGUUGGACAGUUUUCAAAUUCACAUUGUUCGCCUUAUAUGUAAUGUACAUAUUUGUAAUGUACAUCUAAAUUAUCCUAUUUUCUAUGGUGCACCCUAUAUACAAAUACAGACAAACAUAUUAUAUUACAAUUUUUUUUUUCAAAGCAUUUAAUUGGGAAAGCUUCUCUUGAUUUUCGAUGCUUUUCUGCUGUUGCAUCUUUUGAAUUUAUCAAUGACACACCAAUCAGCAGUUUAUAUGUUGAAUUAAACAGUCAGAAACAUAGCAUAUUGUACAUUUAGAGAAAGUAUAAAGUUUUGUGAAUGUUCAUUAAAAUGUUACAACAGAAAA
This is a messenger RNA of Clupea harengus (Atlantic herring), 3872 nucleotides long. RefSeq names its product RAB28, member RAS oncogene family (gene rab28). NCBI's taxonomy places the organism in Eukaryota, Metazoa, Chordata, Actinopteri, Clupeiformes, Clupeidae. The record is from RefSeq and is a predicted model, not a curated record. Gene Ontology annotation, molecular function: GTP binding; GTPase activity.